Molecule: messenger RNA, 1017 nt
Organism: Solanum dulcamara
Lineage: Eukaryota; Viridiplantae; Streptophyta; Magnoliopsida; Solanales; Solanaceae
Product: putative glucan endo-1,3-beta-glucosidase GVI
Exons: 2
Coding region: 1-1017 (338 amino acids)
Biological process (GO): carbohydrate metabolic process
Cellular component (GO): plasma membrane
Molecular function (GO): hydrolase activity, hydrolyzing O-glycosyl compounds
Source: RefSeq, a predicted model, not a curated record
AUGCAGCGUCUUUGCGUCUUGUUAUUUGUCUUUGCUUCUGUAACUUUAAGCUUCGGUUUUGAAGGAAUUGGUGUGAACUAUGGGCUUCUGGGAAAUAAUCUACCACCACCAGCCCAAGUUAUCAAUCUCUUAAAGUCCAGAAACAUUCAAAAGAUCCGAAUUUUCGAUCCGAACCCGGAUGUGUUAAAGGCACUAGAGGUUUCUGCCAUUUCAGUAAUUCUUGGUACUCGAAAUGAAGACUUGCAAGCACUAGCAAGUGAUCCAACAUUUGCAACAAAUUGGGUACUCACUAACGUUAUUCCAUAUGCUUCACUUAUUAAAUUUACUCAAAUAUCAGUAGGUAAUGAAGUGAUACCAGGACCAUUAGCAACUUUUGUAUUAGGAGCGAUGCAAAAUCUAGACUCAGCAAUUAGAGCGGCCUCUAACUAUUAUAUACCCGUUACGACAACAAUCUCGUUACAAGUUUUAGGAACCUCGUAUCCUCCUUCGAAUGGCGCCUUCUCCGAGGAUGCCAACCAAUUCCUACAACCAAUUGCGCAAUUUUUAGCUACAAAGCAAUAUCCGUUACUGGCUAAUGUCUAUCCUUAUUUUGCCUAUGCUGGAAAUUCUGCUCAAAUUCAAUUAGAUUAUGCACUUAUAAAAAAUACGGGUUCGGUUGUAAGUGACGGACAAUUCCAAUACAAUAACUUGUUUGAUGCAAUGGUGGACUCUUUGUAUGCGGCAUUGGAAAAAGUUGGACAACCAACGCUAAACGUUGUGGUUACGGAAACAGGAUGGCCGAGUGCUGGCGAUGUUUAUGCAACUAUAGACAAUGCACAAACAUAUGCAAACAAUUUGAUUGCACAUGUUUCAUCUGGACAAGGAACUCCUAGGAGGCCUGGAAAAGAUGUGGAGACGUACAUUUUUGCUCUGUUCAACGAGAACCAAAAGCCUGCUGGUGUCGAGGAGAAUUUUGGUUUAUUCUACCCCGAUAUGACUGAAGUUUAUCACGUCAACUUUACACCCAAGAAGAAUUGA